UACGGAAAUGACGUCACGCGGGAUGUGACGACGACCGUCGCCCCGGGGCUCCCUCUGGCCCCCAGCGUGGCGCAGUUUGAAAAAAAAAAACCUCACGAGGGAGAGAGGCGGAGAGGCGUGAGGGGGGCGUGAGGGGGGCGAGCAGCGACUGCACGCGGGGUUUUUUUCCCCCUCCCCCUUCAAAUUAAUUCCCGCCAAUGGACCUUUCUGAGGGAGAAGACGAAGUCGCCGCGGCCUAGAGGAGACGCGGCGCCCCCCUACCACCACCACCAUCAGCAGCAGCAGCCCUCCCCAGGCGCAGCCCCGUCGAUUCUUCCCCAAACUCACGGCGAGGGCGACUGCGUCGCAGACCCCGCGGGGGUGCUGAGCCUUGGCGGCGGCGGCGGGGAGGGGUGACAGGCAGUGAAGGGCCAGGCUGGUCACUCUGGACACGUGGGGCUCAGGACAUUGACAAGCUGCAGCUGUGGUGGAAGGAGCGAGCGACCGACCUCUCGUCCUUGUCGCCAUGAGGAGCGGUGAGGGCCCAGGUGAGGGCCCAGGUGAGGGCCCAGAUGAGGGCCCAGGUGAGGGCCCAGGUGAGGGCCCAGGUGAGGGCCCAGGUGAGGGCCCACGUGAGGGCCCAGGUGAGGGCCCAGGUGAGGUGGCCGGGCAGCCGAGCGUGGAGGGGCUGGCUCUGCUGCCGCCCGUGCUGCAGCUGCUGACUGAGCCCGGGCGGGAUGUCACGGAUGACACGUGCCUGGAGAAGCUGCUGGACUGGCUGGGCCGAGAGAUUUCUCGUCCAGACACCGGCGGGGAGGUUCUGCGGCGCGUACGUCCGUGUGUGCUGGAGUUCCUGGGCCGCGUGAACGCCGCACGGAUGGACGUCGCUCCCUGCGUCCUCUCCCUCGCCCUGCGUCUCGCCGGGCUGCUGGGCGCAACCGACGUUGGCUUCCAGCGCCUGCAGGCUCUGGGGCUGGUGGACGGGCUGUUUGGCGCACUGCCCGGCGCGGAGAGCUCCCCUUGGCGCGAGGCGGCGGUGCGCUGCGGCUGGCUCGUUGGGCUCGGCUCGGCGCUGCGGCACGAGCCCGCGUUCCGGUGGUUGUGCCAGCCCGGCAACGUCGAGGUUGUCCUCUCUCUCUGGAAGGACCCCAGCAUGUUUGUGGCCAACGCGGCCAAUCAGCUGCUGGCGCGGCUACUCGUGUGGGGCGAGCGCCUGGGCCCCGCGGCCGCGCCCCCCCCCCUCGCCGCCUCCCUCGUCCCCCGCCGGCACCCCACAUCACAACCCCGUGCUGGACCUCGUCGACCGUUCCGUCCGUUCGUCUCUCCGCGGCGACGACGGCGGCGAAGACGGCGUCCGCCGGGCCCUGCGUCUCCUGGCGGGGUGGGGGGCGAGCGGCGGCAGCGUUGCCGGCGCCGCUGGCCUCGCGACGGACGUUGAGGCGGAGAACGGCCGAUCGGAUGGAGCGGGGGAGGACGGCGGCCGCUGGGAGGCCAUGGCGGCGUUGUGGCCGGACGUGCGGGCCUGCUGGGAGGGCGGACGCGU
Petromyzon marinus (sea lamprey) is the source of this 1522-nucleotide messenger RNA. The record is from RefSeq and is a predicted model, not a curated record. NCBI's taxonomy places the organism in Eukaryota, Metazoa, Chordata, Hyperoartia, Petromyzontiformes, Petromyzontidae.